AUGAACAUCGAGUCAGUCGUUCGUACUUUGCGGGCGUACGACGCCUCGUUCGAUGCCGCAGCGGUGAGAGCAGCGCUCGCGGACUCGAGUUCGACGACUGAUCUUGUGCGCUGGGCCGCCCUCCACCUCACACCGGAUACGUUGCUCACCGUCGAUGAGCUAAACCAGUAUGCUGUCCUUGAGGAGUCGGGCGUGGCGGAGAGGCUGGCGUCUAUGUCCAUGUCGUCCGACGUCACAGCUGCUCGUGUGUUGAGUGACCAAGAAAUUAGGGAUGCGAUCCAAGAACUCGACCGGUCCACCGAGGCCAUUACCCGCCAGACGGAGGCUCUUAGGCAACAACAAGAAGCCUUUGGGCGUCUGGUGGGAGCUAUCCGCGGGAACAGUGAGGAGCGUGGUGCUGCUGAGGUUGACCAAGCACGGAAAUGGGAGGCCGGGCGGAAAGCGGUUGCCUCGGAAGUGGAUGACCUCACUCAAUCUUUGGGCGCCCGGGUUGGCGAGGUCGGGCAGCACAACACUGCUGGCGAUGCCACUAUCCGCAAGCUGGUUGACACCCUGCUAUCUUCAGACGACAAACUCCUCUCCAGCCUCCAGAAAUUGGGAUGGGAGUUGGAAACAGAGGAUGACGAAGAACAGCGAGAUGUAACCCUAUUGCGAGAGACGUGUGCUCGUCUGAUCAAAUUUACUGUGGAGGGAACUCGAACAAAGCUCGACCGCCUGUACCUGGAAUCUCUAGAAGAGUCGCAGGACAGUCAAGGUGACCGUGUCUCAGCGGACGAGGUUUCCACACUACAAGGGGAACUUGAGUCUCUCUAUGCUGAGAUUCUCCCCGUCGCCCAAAUGUCCACCGAACAACAGUUUCUAGAACCCGCGCUUAAGUCGAUUGCCACAAAGAACGGCCUAGCCAUGGCGAGAUCCGGCCAGGCUACGAGCUAUAUUCACGAAUGUCUCGACUAUCUCAUAGACCGUGCCCAGGAUCUAAUGGCCAGACUGGACGCCUUCCAAUCCUACAAAGCAGCCGCCGGUGCCGUCCUUGAUGUAGCGAAUGUGGAGCUGGACGUAAGGGAUUCGAAUACAGAGGCUCUUCUCGCGCCAAAAUCAAACCUUCGACAGCAAGACUUUAUAUCACCGGUUAAGCCCAAGCCCAAGGCUCGACCGAGGUACUCGGUCGGCGCAGCCGGCAUUGCUAAGGAGCCGCCCUUGGACGAGAUCUUGCGCAUGCUUGCCAUAAGCGCACCCCAAGACGAGGAAGACUCAGUGGGUCCAGAGGGCCAAGUGAAAGAGUUAGCUUCGACAUUGGCCAUGCGACGGGCAAAGAUGCAGGAUGUAGCACUCAAUGUCCAAGAAACAUUUGAGAGCGUAGCGACAAAACAACUUGCAGACGGGAAACUGGCAAUUCAGCUACUCCGUGAUUCGGUUCUUGCGGAGAGUCCGUAUGGCGAUGUCCGACUUGUAGAUCCGGAGAUUGAGGGAUCGAUCGGCGUGUUAUCCCAAGAGCUGGUGAACGUGGAUGAGAAGUUGAAGGGGGUUGAGGUUGGUGUUGAGAAGCUGAAGGGGAGAAAUGUGAAGAGGGAUGAAUUCAUUAGUCGGUGGGGGUCUUAG
Dichotomopilus funicola is the source of this 1599-nucleotide messenger RNA. RefSeq lists its product as uncharacterized. The transcript has 5 exons. Lineage: Eukaryota; Fungi; Ascomycota; Sordariomycetes; Sordariales; Chaetomiaceae. The record is from RefSeq and is a predicted model, not a curated record. Bases 1 to 1599 code for a protein of 532 amino acids.